CGAUUAUCUGAUCUUUUACCAUCACCAACACAAACUGCUUUGAAAUUUGCUUUGAUGACUGAUUAACUUAAGAUUAUUUUGACUUCUAUUAUUAAAUACGAAAUUUAUUUGACAAAUAUGUCGACCGAAAAUUACGCUCAUCUGAGCGAUAUUGAAAUACAGAGAAAACUGACGCAAAAUGGAUUUCCACUGAUUCCUGUGACGGAAACGACCAGGCCAAUAUUGAUAAAGAAACUGAUGAAACAUAUGAAAAACGAAAAGCUUAAAAAGGGGAAAGUAACAAACUAUGUACUUUACUCCAAAGAUAAUCACAAUUCAGCUAAUUCAGCACCAGUUGCAAUACAAGAAAAAUCGAAUCUCUUUGAUAAUGUUCAUGAGAACAAUAACGAUAUUCAGGUAUUCAAAAAUCAUCCAGUAAUCUAUAAAAGCGAUGCUAAUGUGAAUACAAUGCAAAGUGCAGCCGCAAGGAUGUAUGCACCACCUCCGGUCUUGGCGUCCAAUUACGAUAGUGAAAAUGAACAGCAUGCUUUAAAUAUUUCGAACAAAUAUCGGAAAACCCGUUCAAUAGCAGGUGAUUCCCCGUCAUACACCAAAAUAAAUGGGAAAGCUAACAUGUGUGAUGGAGGUGUUGUGAAUCGAUUGCUUAGCUUUCGGGAUACCUCAACUAAAAAGAAAAAAUUCAACUCCAAAGAUGUAUACUCAGUACCUAUGUCAAAUGCGUUUACAAGCAAUGGGAUCUUCCACAAACUUAUUUCAUUUGACCUAAAAUCAUAUCUAAGGAAACCUGACGUUAGUUUGCACAUAAUACCACACGUACUUAUUGCGUCGUUAGUCAUUUUUCUGGCAAUGAUUUCAGUUCUAUAUGCCGCCAAGAAAUUUGAGCUUAGUCCGAUUUCUCAUACCGACUUAACAUAUACAAUAUGUGACCCAAACGAUAAAGACUUACAGCUCGCCUCUCAGAAAACCACGUGUAUUAGCGAGGAUCUAUUUAAAAAGGCCAUGUACAUAAGUGAAGAGCUUUUCAAGUACUUAAAUGAAAGAGCCAGAAUACACCAUUGCAUAGAUAAGGAUCAUUCCCCAACCCUUGAACUGGACGAUUUAAAGAAAGCCUUAAGUGAAAACACUAAUAUCCUAAAAGGCGGCAACCCACAAAAGAAACUGCUGGCGACGCAGUAUCUUAUUGCACAGAAUCCGCAAUGGAUGAUCAAAACUACAGUCUCAACUCAUAACUCGUCAGAGGAAAUCUUGUCAUUUGAGCUAACUCAACCAAAUUUGCCAAUUAAAUGCAUAAUCCUUAAGAAAAUGUCGCGCUUUUUUACUGCAAUUGGAUUACUACUUCUGAUUGCAUUGGCUGGUCUAAUAAUAUAUUUCCUAAUUGCUUUUUAUCGAAUCAAACAGAAGGAAAGACUGUUGGCAGCUGAACAUUUCAUAAAGGAUAUUAUUAACGAGUUGAUGUAUCAAAGUUCGGUGUCGGAAAACUCGGAAUUAAUCAUAAAUGAGCUACAAGACAAAUUUUUGCCUGCUCAGAAACGAUCAAAACUUUUAUAUUCGUGGAAUAAGGCCUUAAAGACUCUGGAAGCAAAUGAUAACCGUGUGUUAUUUGGAAUGAUUGUGCGAAACGGCGAACAACUUCGUACUAUGACAUGGAACAAGAGUAUUGGCAAUAAGGAAACUAGCACAUCGAAGAAGUGGCAAAGCUCGGCUUUUGAUAACUCAAACAAGAUCUUGAACCCUCCAACGUCUUGCUUGAAAAUCCGGCACAUGUUUGACCAAUCUGAAAUUGAUCAACCCAACUUAAGACAGUCGAUCGUUGAAUCAAUAUUUGAAAAGGUCGGCUCCAACUGCAAAAUAUGCGAUGUACAACUGGAUAAGCAAUCCUGCUGCGUCUACAUUCGCUGUGCAACUGAAGCGGACGCGGGAAUGGUCCACAACGAAAUCAACGGAUGGUGGUUCGAUAAGAACCUAAUAUCGAUUAAGUUUCUUCGACUUGAACGCUAUUUAAGCCGCUUUCCCAAAUCCUUAGCUGAUCCCAUGUACUUUAAAUCGCCUAAUGUUUAAGUUUUACAGCGUUAAGCGUAUCAAAAAAAAGUUAAAUAUUUUAAUAAAAUUUAAAUUUUACUGUGAA
Molecule: messenger RNA, 2125 nt
Organism: Drosophila innubila
Lineage: Eukaryota; Metazoa; Arthropoda; Insecta; Diptera; Drosophilidae
Gene: MAN1
Product: inner nuclear membrane protein Man1
Exons: 2
Coding region: 118-2058 (646 amino acids)
Biological process (GO): nuclear envelope organization; negative regulation of BMP signaling pathway
Cellular component (GO): nuclear inner membrane
Molecular function (GO): chromatin DNA binding
Source: RefSeq, a predicted model, not a curated record